This is a messenger RNA of Drosophila bipectinata, 2042 nucleotides long. RefSeq names its product GATOR complex protein Nprl3 (gene Nprl3). Gene Ontology annotation, biological process: positive regulation of autophagy; cellular response to amino acid starvation; negative regulation of TORC1 signaling. Lineage: Eukaryota; Metazoa; Arthropoda; Insecta; Diptera; Drosophilidae. Gene Ontology annotation, cellular component: GATOR1 complex. The record is from RefSeq and is a predicted model, not a curated record.
CACAUAGCAUAGAUUGGCAAUUUUCGACAAAUGAAAAUAUUUAUUUUUGGGAUCGAAACAAUCCAAAAUGGAAGCAAACGUCAAUCCCUUGGCUGUCAUUCUGGUUUAUUUUGACAGCAAAGGAGACCGCCUACUUUAUAGGUAUCCGUAUCAGACGCUGGGGCAGACAAAAACGGCCAGCGAGGAUCAGCGCAAGUCCAGAAAGCGCAAUCCCUUCGCUGUGACGCAUGUGGAUGACUUGCUGCAGACUCCGUCACAGGUGGUUGCCUCCCAAACAGGACAGGGCCAGCUCCAGGGCUUUGCUGAUGAUGUGCUUUCCGCACUGUUCGCGGUUAAGCCGCAGUUGUGCAACCAAAAAUUCGAGCUCAAGCUGAACGACGUCCGUUUCGUGAGCCACCCCACCCUGAUUCCCCAUAAGGAGCAAGGCUCCAGGAGCGCAGCAGGGACUGGAACAAGUUCUACGACCUUGGCGAAUCCCUCUAAAAAACAGCAGAUGCUGAUAAAUAUUGUGUUUGCGUUGAACGCCCAGGCCAGCUAUUCAAUAGUCAAGUGCUAUCAUGAGCUGAGUAAGCGCUUAGGUUUGGCGCUGAAGUUUGAGGAACAAAGUAGUGGCUACCUCACCGAGCAGACCGCACAAAUGGCCCGCACCCACGACGAGCAGCAGCAGCAGCCACUGGAGGACACCCUGGCGUUGAUAGCUGAGCGCUGCACUUUAGCGCAAUCGCUGCGCUCAAUCUUUCACGACCUGAGCAACACGGGCUUGCUAAGCACAUCGCUAAACCACAACCUGACCCUCUGCUUUUGCCUGCCAGCCAAGGCGCACCAGCUGCACAAGAAGGGAAGCAUGGUGGACCCGGAAACCAUAGACCGAUGCCUUCGCGCCCUAAAGCCUUAUCACGGCAUGCUGUUGUUGGUAGACUUUGCCGAGUUGCUGGACUGCGUCCCGCCAACGGGUGCCCGAAUGCUGUGGCAACUGGUGGAUGCCUAUAAUCCACUGAUAAGCCUGCAGAGUAUGGCCUCUAAAGCGGAUCUAAGCAUCGAACAUGUCUACAAGUUAGUCUCGCAUCUUGUGUACUGGGCCAAGGCCACUAUAAUUUAUCCGUUGUGCGAAACUAAUGUGUAUGUCAUUGCACCAGACGCCCCUCUUCACACGAAAUCUCAUCUGGUGGAGAAGUUCUCGACCCGUUUCGCAGGCAUGUCGCUCUUCGAAGUAAUCUCGGACUUCUCGCUGCCCACCAGCAUCGGCCAUCUGACUACUCCGUUACAGCAGCCGGCGCGCCAAGGCAUCCUCGCCCAGAUGGUAAUUUGGAUGCUGCAGCACCACCUUCUCAUGCAGCUGCACACGUACGUGCAGUUUAUGCCCAGCGAGGACGAGUUUGGGGACUCGGCUUCCGCCUCCUGCAGCCAACAGCUGCGAGAUGCUCCCAGCGACGAGGAACAGGAGCAAGAUCCAGACGUAGACCAGGAUGAACUUCACGAUGGCUCCAUGCUAAGCAUGACCAGCCAGCCGUUGCCCGUGCCCGUAUCCUCUGUAUCAAUUUCGAUUGGUGGACUCCAUCGCCGCGAAGCAUCUGAGGAGCAAUCUUCGCUGGCAUCAGACAACAUUGCCGUGCAGCCAUCAUCCAGCCAUAAGUCCAACUUUAGCAUUACCGCCUCCAUGAGCACGGACAACUGCGACAGCCUUGACUCGAUGGAAGAUGAACAGAAGCUCAAGGAGCUGCUGCAGGUGUUUAGUGAGCCAGAUCGCGCUGCCAUUCGGCGUAUUCCAGCGUCCGCUAACGUCGAUGAUCUCUCGCUGCUGGUCAAGCUCUACCAGAUGGGGUACUUCAAGAGCGAACACCACUUGGAAGAGAUCAUGUACUUUGAAAAUUUACGCCGCUCCCAGCUGCUGCAGCUACUUGACAAGUUCCGCGACGUUUUGAUUAUAUACGAGACUGAAGAUCCGGCUAUCGCCUCCAUGUACAAUACUAAGUAGCUUGGCUAUAAAUCAGCAUUCCAAAGGUUUUCUUGUUUUUGUUAGCUAUCAAAUAAAAUAAUUGUAA